Molecule: messenger RNA, 865 nt
Organism: Postia placenta MAD-698-R-SB12
Lineage: Eukaryota; Fungi; Basidiomycota; Agaricomycetes; Polyporales; Adustoporiaceae
Exons: 8
Coding region: 54-692 (212 amino acids)
Biological process (GO): mitochondrial respiratory chain complex IV assembly
Cellular component (GO): mitochondrial inner membrane
Source: RefSeq, a predicted model, not a curated record
CCACGCCCUCACUUGACGUCGUCCACGCAUAUAGGCUUGCAUUUUCCUAAAAGAUGAAGAUUGUCACGAAGGAAGAGCAGGAUGCGCAGAUGCGCGCGACGAUCGUCGGAGGCGCGAAGGGUUUCGCGGGUGGCCUUGCCGUUGCCCUUCCUCUCUCGUACCUCCUGAAUCGCCGCGUCCAGCACUACCGCCAUCUUCCGCCCUCCCUGAAAGCUUUUGGCGUCAUCCUCAUCGCCGUCCCUUCGUUCGUUAUCAAUGCAGAGCACGCUGGCCUCAAUUAUGAAAAACAGAACUGGCACGACCUCGGGAAGGAAGAAAUGGAUGUGAAGCAGGCACGCGAGCAGCUACGAUGGGAAUCGUUGACCUGGACACAGAAGAUCCGCGACAGUGCCGCGAGACACGAGUACGGGUUCAUUGGCGGCGCAUGGGCGGCGACCAUGGUGGGCGCGUUCGGGUACAUCAUGCGGAACCCAUACCAGACGCUGCCGCAGAAGGUUGUCCAAGCGCGUAUGUGGGCGCAGGGCUUGACUAUUGGUGUGCUGAUCGCGGCGGGCGCCCUCACGCACGCAAGAAAAGCGAAGGAAGUAGAUGAGUUCGGUCACCGCCACAUAGAGCCUGAUCACUCGUGGCGAGACAUCGUUGCCCAAGAAGAGAAGCACCUCAAGGAACAGCAGCCGAACAAGAGUAUUUGAAAACGGCCGUCGAGGAAUGUACAAUGCCAAUUCCCUGAUUCUGAGCUCAUGUAGUGCAAGUCGCAACGACUCACGAUAGCUGCGAAGCUUCAGUUGAGCCGUUGUGUCGCCUGACCAGUACUUGUUAUCUUAUUACAACACAGCUGAGUGGACUUCUUGUGCACAUCUCCAGG